UUACGAGUUUGCCGGGUAUAGUAUGCAGGGAGUAAGUAAAGCAUCCAGAAACUACAGACUCUAAGCCACUUGGCCGAGCUGUAGUGAUCAGAUGAAUAAACUAUAUAAUCUAUGAUGCAAAACCCAUCAAAUGGAUAAUAUCUUAUACAAGAUGUUAAUUUCCCAGAAGCUCAUCAGUUGACAUGAAAAUAUUUUUAUCCACAACGGCAAGGUUUUCUUGACUCGGUGCUUGACUCUAUAUUGGUCAUCAUCAUAUGAAGCUUCUGGCCAUCUCCCACCAUCAGGGCAUCCCAAAAGAAAGAAAAAAACUUCCAACGAAGUUUCAGAGUGUUAAAAAGAUGGAAUACCGUCAUGGUAGAGACGGGGUCCCCCUUCGCAUCAAGAAUGGGCCCCAUCGAGUAACCAAGCUUGCGCCAGGCAAUCGCAUAACUAUCGACCUCGACAACAAAUCCUCUGCACCCGAUACCACAGCCGGCAGACAUGACAACGUCCACCUGCCAUCCAUCUCCAUUCAGCGUCGCCACCCCAAUCCCGCAGCCUUCCAGCACGGACUCAUAUCUUCAUCCAUAGGGGCCAGAGACGCAAGAUUAGGGUUUGACAGUGCCUCGUGAGAAACGGAUUUAGCAGCAGGCAGGGCAGAUGCGGCAGCUGGGCCAAGGCGCGGAGGUCAGCCGCAGUGCUUCUAUGGCGGCGCG
This is a messenger RNA of Trichoderma atroviride IMI 206040, 695 nucleotides long. RefSeq lists its product as uncharacterized. The record is from RefSeq and is a predicted model, not a curated record. Lineage: Eukaryota; Fungi; Ascomycota; Sordariomycetes; Hypocreales; Hypocreaceae.